Messenger RNA from Cottoperca gobio, 4119 nucleotides. Its product is annotated as zinc finger and BTB domain-containing protein 26-like. NCBI's taxonomy places the organism in Eukaryota, Metazoa, Chordata, Actinopteri, Perciformes, Bovichtidae. Bases 2114 to 3595 code for a protein of 493 amino acids. The record is from RefSeq and is a predicted model, not a curated record. Gene Ontology annotation, molecular function: protein binding; RNA polymerase II cis-regulatory region sequence-specific DNA binding; DNA-binding transcription factor activity, RNA polymerase II-specific. The transcript is spliced from 3 exons. Gene Ontology annotation, biological process: regulation of transcription by RNA polymerase II.
UUACGCUUCGCACGCUACCGAGUCAUUUGGUAACUCUUGCCCGACAUGCCGUUUGUGGGUUUAGGUAGAAAACGCAACUGCUAACCUCGUAACGUUACUACCCGGACUCCCCGGAAUCACCCUCUACUGUCUCUUCGUGAGGUUCCCGUGGACCAAUAAGUCUCUUCUCCACUGUAUUGGCAUUGGAAUUUACUGUGCACAGUAAUGAAGGCAGGGAAGUAUAUUUCACCUCAUAUUGCAUAUGUUCAUGACGUAUAGUUUUAAAGUUUGCAUUCAAGUUCUUCCAUGAAAUAAAGUGGAAGAUCAAGCUUCCAAAAAGACCCACAGAGAAUCAAUACAAUGACAGGACAAGAGAGCAUUGUGCUUGUCACAAUGUUCAUCCGUACACAGGAAGUCACAUGACAUCAAUGGCAGGAAAAGAUAGUAAAAGAGAUGCCUUAAGAAAACCAAACCUUUUCAAUGGCACAAUUAGAACCAUUGUUUCAAUGACUUUGCAAACUUUAAAUACUUUACUUACAACAUCUAAAGCCAGAGGGAUAUUUUAUUAUUUCCUAUCAUCUAUGGUUUAUCUUUUAUCUUUAUUUGCAACAGUAAAAGUAAGUUUGUAUAACCUGAGCUUUAUUGCCAACUAGCUUGUGCUAUGUCCGUGUGUAAGGCAUCAAUUGUGAAUUUGCAUGUUAGGAGUUACAAUGAUAUUAACAAUUUGUAAUGACUUGUUACUCAUCUUAGUUACUUGAAAUCCACAACCUACAGUACAAGUAUUCUUUACUAGACUGAAGUUCAACAUACACUGCUCGGAUCAAAGUACACCUGAAUUUUUCCGGUCCCAAACCACGGGCAUUACCAAAGGAAACAACAUAUGUGGAGUCUACACAUUUAAUAAAUAGUGUAAUCAUAUCAUAAACAAACGUGUAACGAUGUAAAGUGUAUCCUAGCUGAACUCUGUAAAUAUUUCAAUGACUAGUUUUACAAGUAUCUGUUUAUUCGCUAUGGACUCACUCAAUUCCUCGUAUAACAUGUUGUUUUUGUUGCAAGCCUGGUUCUUGUCAUGGUCUUAUCAGCUCCGUGGCAGUUUCUUUCUUUGUUUUGAAAUCAGAUUAUUUGUAUUUUUUAAUAGAAUGUGCUUACUUAUUGUCUGUCAUAGAAAAGUCAUGAAAAAGGGACAGUAUAGUAUCCCAUAAAAUGUAUGUACCACACUAAUAAAGAUAAGCAUAGACAUUCAGUUCACUCUAAUCUAUUGAAAAUGUAGUCCACACUAGAAACAAUACAAAUAGGCCUAUAUGAUGAAAGAAUAUAUAAUUCAGUAUAAAGAUGGGUCAUUUAUAAAUUAAAAAUACAUUUUUUAAAAACAAAAUCAAAUUUCUUUCUUUCAUUACAAAUUCCAAAGUGCAAAUAAACAAUAUCCCUAAAAGCACAAUGUGUGCGCACUGUGUGAGUGAAGGAGUUGCUGCGUCAUCACCAGAGUAUUGCACGUUCUCUCAGUUUGGGUAGGUUCACACAAUAUCAUCUGAGCACCCCUCCAGCCUUUGUAGAAACCCUGGUGAAAUAAAGGCUCUGAAGGGGUUAAUUAAUUCACGAGCGUCUGCGCAACACUCUCACUGCUGUCUAAAUUCAAGAUCCUCAGCAGAAAGCCGAAGGAAGUCGGGAUGAUCGUUUCUGCUUCACCGCCGGAUGAUACAUCGCAUCCUUCUGCAUGUGUUGCCCAUUAACGCCUUUUUUUCCAGCCAAUAAUUAUGUUUAAACUGUCAGACAUCCGGCGAAUACAGACUCAGUUUUCCCUCUAAGUGACAGUAAUUGUGGUUUUUAAUCUGCUGGAUCCAUUAUCAUCGGAUGAGCCUGCAGUAAAAGGUGGGGCUGGAUCAUUAUGUCCAUGCGUGUUCUCUCUAUCUGCUAUUUUACUGACUGCGGUGCAUAGAUAUUUGAUUAAUUGCUUAACUGCUGACCAAAACUAUCCCAUGAUAAUGAUGAUAGGAUGUGGGGAUUGUGAUUUAGCUGUAAAUCAGUGGGCCUUAUGUAUGCAGUUUCACCAAGAGUAUAUAUAAUGUAUCAGACCUAUAUUUCCAACAUGUACUCACACUGAAAAGGCCCACAACCCAUUUGUAAAGACAGUUUAAUGAAAAACAAUAUAUGCAGCUCACAGCUUUUCUGUAAUCAACCUCUAACAAACUGUGCACCAAAUAUUCUUUUUAAAUCCACACAGACCAUCAUGUCAAGCUCCUCUGACACCCUACGGUUUUGUUUCCCCACCCACGGUGACUCCAUCCUCAGCAAAAUCAACACUCUAAGAGAGGAGCACCGCUUCUGUGAUAUCACACUCCUCCUCGCGGGUCCACCAAAUGGCGCCACUGUCCAGCCUCUCCACUUCCACGGUCACAGAGCGGUGCUUGCGGCGUCCUCUGAUUUCUUACGUGACCAAUUCCUGCUCCACGAAGGCCGGGCCGAGCUGAGCGUGGGCGUCGUGUCCAGCGUGGUGGUUGGCAAGAGACUUCUCCUGUCCUGCUACACUGGGCUCUUAGAGGUCCCUCUGGGAGAGCUGGUGAGCUACCUGACUGCUGCCAGUGCGCUCCAGAUGAGCCAGGUGGUGGAGAAGUGUGCCCAGGCCGUCUCCCAGUACCUCAGUCCCACACUGGCUUUCUUGAAACUGGAGAGACACUCCGAGGAGACGGAGAUCCAGCAGCCAGACAGGGACUGGCCAGGUGCUAGAUUAAACAAUCAGGAGGAAAUGGAUGCAGCCGAGGAAGGAGGGGCGGUUGUGAUUCAGUCCAAGUCAAGGUUCAGCCAAGGAAAUGAGGUGGAUGUUCAAGGGCUGAGGGAAGUCAGAGGUGUUAAGAAGGUGGUUAUAGAUAAAGUAGAGUUCUCUGAAGAUGCAGCGUGCAGUCUCGAUACCCUGGAGUCAAUGGAAGGUGAAGAAAUCCAGCCUGUUCACACCACAAACAAGCCAACCUAUCAAGUUCGCCACGUAACGGGUAAGCUGCGCCCUUCUACAGCUGUCCAAGAUCAUACGUCACGCACAGCCAGAGUAAGUUCGGCUCAACACGAAGAAUUUGUGGACACUUUCCAGAACCAAGAUGAAGAACCAGAGGAAGAGCAAAGAUCAGAGGAGGGAAGGUUUUUGCUUUCAGCUCAACUGCAAGAAUGUGAAGAGCUGAGAGACUCUGGAGCGCAUCUGCCAAAGAGUCAUUGUUCUGGAGAUGAGCUGCCAGAAGAUUCAAACGGCAUUCUGAUCCAGAGGCCGUACCUGUGCAGGAGGUGCGACCGAGUCUUCCAGCACCUGGAGAGCUACGUGGGCCACCUGAAGGAGCACAAACAGUACUUGUGUUUGGUGUGUGGGAAGGGCUUUUCCCAGAGGAGUAACCUGACCCGCCACAUUCGUGUCCACACUGGGGUCAAGCCUUUUCGAUGCCCACUGUGCCACAAGACGUUUUCCCAGAAGGCCACGCUGCAAGACCACCUCAAUCUGCACACAGGCGAUAAGCCCCACAAGUGUCGAUAUUGUGCUGUGCACUUUUCACACAAGCCAGGCCUCAGGCGCCACCUUAAGGACAUUCAUGGCAAGAGUAGUCUGCAAAACAUGCUUGAGGAAGCUGUGGACUGAUGAUAAAGAAGCAUUUUUAGCACAAGUUUAGUUAUUGCAGCCUGGUCUUAUGAGUUGUUUUGUUGUUGGUUUUUUUUAAAGAAAAUGUCAAAUAAGCUGCCAGAAAGCACAAUAAACAAUAUGACACAGAUUAUCCUGACUUUGAGGAAAAUAAAGAUAAUAUAAAAAAAAAAUCUUUAAAGUAUUAUUUAGCGUAAAAUGUAUUUUUCAUAGCAAAAUCUCUGAGUACAGAUCUCACUCUGCUACACCAGUGUCUCCCAACACACUGACUGACUGCAUGCAUUUGCGCUGAAAAUGUGUCUUUUGGAUUGAGUGUUAUGUGAUAUGAAAGUUAAAGAUGACUGAGAUGACUUUACUCAGUGGUUCACUGAUUCUUAAGAAUUUGGAUAAAUUCUUACUUCUUAAAUUCUUACCUCCUGAUUUUUUCAUAAAUGAUGUGUUUUUCCUGUCGUUGCUUAGUAUCAUGCAACUUUCAUCAUUAGCAUUAAAUAUACAAAAUAAUAAUUGUGGACAUAAAAAUCACA